Molecule: messenger RNA, 1548 nt
Organism: Aspergillus lentulus
Lineage: Eukaryota; Fungi; Ascomycota; Eurotiomycetes; Eurotiales; Aspergillaceae
Biological process (GO): transmembrane transport
Cellular component (GO): plasma membrane
Molecular function (GO): transmembrane transporter activity
Source: RefSeq, a predicted model, not a curated record
AUGCCGAUUAUCGUGGACAAUUGCAAGGCCACCAAGGCGCCGGCCCCUUUCUCACAUCCCAAGGGCCCAUGUUAUGAUCCUGAAACCAUCGUCUUGACAUGGGAUGGCCCCCUUGAUCCCAAGAACCCCAUCAAUUGGCCCAAUUGGAAGAAAUGUGGAGUCGUGAGGAUAGGGCUGUUUGCAACAUUCAUCGCCUUGAUGAAUGGUACCAUCAUCACCACGGCGCACUAUGCCAUCGAUGAGGCAUUCAACAUUGAUGAGUCGACCUUCCCGCAUUCCUACUGGCCGGUCACGUCCUGGGGUAUUGGCGGCGCCCUCUUCUCCUUGUUCUUGCUACCGGUCAUGGAAGAUUUUGGCAUCCGCUAUGUCUUCCUGGUCGUCUAUCUGAUUUACAUUUGCUUCUUGAUUCCCACCGGUGUGGCGCAGAACUUUGCGACCCUGAUUGUCACGCGCUUCUUCUCUGGAGGAUGCGUUGCGAUCCUAGCUAACACUGUGGCUGGAAUUAUCUCCAACGUGUUUGUUGGGAACCGGGCACGAACGGUGCCUAUGAGCAUGUACAUCACUACCUACGUGGUUUCCAGCAGUAUGGGACCCGUUGUGGGUGCCUCCAUCUUCCAGUUCCUCUCGUGGCGGUGGAUCGGUUACUCGCAGCUCAUCUGGACCGGCGUCUUCUUCCCCCUGUUCAUCUUCGCUCUGCCAGAAACCCGUGGCUCGGCUAUUCUGCGGGCCCGUGCACAGAAGCUGCGUAAAGAAGGGAAGAAAACCUACACGCAGGACGAGCUGGACACCACCUCAGUCCUCAAGGUCGUUCUCAAGAGCGUGCAGCGCCCUUUGUAUAUGUUCUGCACGGAAUCGGUUGUCUUUGUCGCGACCAUGUGGUCUGCCUUCAGCAUGGGAACGAUCUAUCUGUUCACUCAAUCGGCCGAGCAGGUUUUUGUGGAAUUACAUGGCUUCGAUGCCGUUCAAUCGGGUUAUGUCCAGGUCGCCAUUGUCAUUGGGGAAAUCCUCGGCUGGAUCUUCUGUCUGCUCACCAACCGGUGGUACUAUAACUCAGCGCUCCGAAACACCGAAAUCCCGGGAACAGAGAUCCCGGAAGCCCGUCUGUAUCAGGCGCUGGCUGGAGGUUUGGUCGGCGUCACAGGAGGAAUGUUCGUCUAUGCCUGGACCUCCUAUACUUUCAUCCCGUGGAUCGCCCCUGCCAUCGGCUUGGCCAUGGUGGGCGCUGGCUCCACAUGUGUCCUGGUGAGCAUUGCCAAUUACCUGGUCGAUGCCUACAGCAAGUAUGCCGGAAGUGCCGUGGGCGCUAUCGGGCUGGGUGAGAACGUUUUCAUCGCCUUUCUUCCCAUGGCGGCUCAGAGCAUGUACGCCAAUCUCGGUUUCCAGUGGGCCAGUUCGCUACUGGGCUUUGUGUCGCUGGUCUUGGCUUUUGCUCCUGUGGCGGUCUUCAUCUGGGGCAAGGAUAUUAGAGCCCGGAGCCCGUUCAUGAAGGAGGCCGCCGAGGAUAAGAGAAGAGAUUCGGUGGUUUCUGCGCAGACAGCAGAGGUCUAG